AUGUGGUUGAAUUCAAUUAAUCAGGCAUUCAAUGCCGAGGCAAGUGCUUUGUCGGAAUCACUAAAAUCUCCGGCGAGUGAUAAAUUAUCCCGCUCUUCGACCCCGCAGUUAAAACAAGGAGCAAGGUUAGUGGAUGAUGGGGAUUGCCAUGAGCAGACUACUAAUUGCUCAAUAGAAAAAGAAAGUGUGGAACAUGAUGGUGAAUGUAAAUCUGUUGAAACUUCAUAUGAAAAUUUAAAUGUGGAAAGUUCUCCUCAAUCAAGGAAACUUGAGGAGACUCUGACUAAGGAGGAAGAGGAUUUUGCUAAUGAUUCCAAGGGUGUUUCACUGAAUCCACAAAAUAAAAAGUUUGGCAAUACGUCUUCAAUUAAAUCAGGUGCUCUUAACGAUUCAUGUGAGAAUAAAGCUACUCGGAAGAAGAUGAAAGUAGACUGGACACCUGAGCUGCACAAAAAGUUUGUGAAGGCGGUGGAACAACUAGGUAUUGAUCAAGCCAUUCCUUCUCGUAUAUUGGAGCUAAUGAAAGUCGACGGCUUGACAAUGCAUAAUGUAGCUAGCCAUCUUCAGAAAUAUAAAAUGCACAAGAGACAGAUGAUGCAUGGGGAGGAAGAUCGAAAAUGGCCAAAUCAAAGAGAUCAAAUACAUAGGAACUAUAGUUUGCAAAGACCAAUUAUGGCGUACACCCUUCCUCCAGCUCCUAUAUAUCCUAUGUGGGGACAACCUGGAAGUCAAACAACUGGUGUACAGAUUUGGAGUCCUCCUCCUGGUUAUCCGCUAUGGCAGUCUACCGAAAGUUCGCAUUGGAAGCCUUAUCCACCGGGGGUAAUCUUUUUAUUCAGAAUCAGAACAUGAUAUAAGUUUUCCUUUCACAUUCUUUUUUUUUUUUGGAUAAAGAAAUGUUAGUAUAUUAGUUGUUGUGUUAGUAUUUUUUGCUUCUCCAGGGUUUGAA
Cicer arietinum (chickpea) is the source of this 949-nucleotide messenger RNA. Its product is annotated as two-component response regulator-like APRR2. Gene Ontology annotation, molecular function: DNA-binding transcription factor activity; transcription cis-regulatory region binding. The record is from RefSeq and is a predicted model, not a curated record. Gene Ontology annotation, cellular component: nucleus. Gene Ontology annotation, biological process: positive regulation of DNA-templated transcription. Lineage: Eukaryota; Viridiplantae; Streptophyta; Magnoliopsida; Fabales; Fabaceae.